This is a messenger RNA of Neoarthrinium moseri, 528 nucleotides long. RefSeq lists its product as uncharacterized. NCBI's taxonomy places the organism in Eukaryota, Fungi, Ascomycota, Sordariomycetes, Amphisphaeriales, Apiosporaceae. Bases 1 to 528 code for a protein of 175 amino acids. The transcript has a single exon. The record is from RefSeq and is a predicted model, not a curated record.
AUGAAGACUUUCACCACAGCUUUCGUCAGCCUUCUCCUCGCCAGCGUCGCCGUCGCCGACCUGCCGUACAACAUGCCCGUGGGCCGAGGCGAGCAGGAGAAGCCUCACCCCCCGCCGGUCUCGAUCCAAACACAUCCCAAUGGCGGCCACCACACGGGCCCUUGGCACCCCCCCGGCACCGGUGGUCACCACCACCCUACCGGUACCGGUGGUCAUCACCACCCAACCGGCACUGGCGGUCACCACCACCCUACUGGCACCGGUGGUUACCACCCCCACCACCCGGGAACAUUCACAGGCCACGGCCCUCGACCGACUCACGUCAAGGAGAAGGAGCCGCACACGUUCAAGACCCAUACUAGGACUCGUCCUCACCACCCUCAUGGCACCGGCCCACAUGGAACAGGACCUCACGGUACUGGGUCCCACGGUACAGGAACUGGAGGUGGUCACCACCACCACCCGACGGGCAAGCCCACAUGGCACAAGCCGACCAAGCCGGUCCAGCCAACUGUUGUUGCACAAUAA